Molecule: messenger RNA, 2375 nt
Organism: Zootermopsis nevadensis
Lineage: Eukaryota; Metazoa; Arthropoda; Insecta; Blattodea; Termopsidae
Source: RefSeq, a predicted model, not a curated record
CAAUGCUGAGUAAACAGAUGAGGUUUCCUAGGUAACAUAACAAUGAAGUUACACUUUUUCGUAACACUAUUUUGCCGAAUGACCCUUCCUUAUAGACGUAUUAGCAAUCAUGAAUCUUCAGUUCUUAGUAGCCGCUUCUAAAAUUUAAAUACAAUCCGUUCAGUUACGUGCAGAUGUUUCAUUAAAGAUCGAUCAAGGCACCAAACUGCAAAUAUGGACCCAUGCUUCAAGGAUUUCCUGAAGGAACUAUAGUGUCAAGUCUGUCGGGAGUAUAUUAUGUCACCCAUUCCCAUGUGUGAAAAUGGCCACAGUGUGUGCAAGACCUGCAGGCAGAAUCUCCUGAAUUGCCCAGUCUGCAGAGAACAGUUCUCAAACAUGAGGUGUUUUCUUCUUGAGAACAUGACCAGGAAAAUGAGGCACCCGUGUAAAUAUUACAACCGAGGAUGUCCCAAGGCAUUUUACCUACAGCGUAGUGAGAAGCACGAAGACCAGUGUCAACACCAGCCAUUUAAAUGCCCAUUUCAGGUAACGGUAAGGUGAGCUGCACCUGGGAGGGCAGCGUCACUGAUAUCUGACAGCACAUGGAGAAUAACCACAUGGGACCAAGCAACCAAUCAAAUGCAACUGGGAGUAUUUACGGAUAAUUUCUGCGUAAUGAAGCUGAAUGUAAAGUGGAAUUGUGCAAACCAAUAUUCACAAUGGGCAAAAGUUUCUUUCUGUUACUUAGAACCAUAGACAACAAUAAGAAUGUCAAUAUUCUGCACGUAGGACUAAAGAGAAAGGCAUCUAAGUAGAUUGUUAUUGUUAGACCUUUUUCUGAUGUUGUUUGUUUGUAUUCUCCUCAGACACUUCAAUGUUCAAUAGCUCUUUCUUGUACCGCAUAUUGAGCGAUCAUGCCAGAAAGGCAUAUUUUCAUAAUAGAAGAUAUCUGGUCUACUCCUUACUUACUCUGUGAAGCCAGGUCCUUCUUUCCCCUCAUUCACAAUCUUCGAGGGCUCCAGAAGCAUUCUAUAGAGCACCACCCGGACCACUGAAAUGGCCCUUUUCAGGGCCCUGAUCACAAUUUUCGAAAUAGACGCUAAUUUAAAGAUAGCUGACGGUAUUUUCCGGACUCCGCUGAUGGAGGCUGCAACUCGUGGCCAUCUAGAAGUAGUUCGUUAUCUUGCAAUGAAUGGAGCAGACGUAAAUGCUUGCACCAAUAAUAAAACUGCUUUGCUCUUGGCAACUAAAGGGGCACAUUUGAACGUAAUGGGUUUCUUACUGGAACAGGGCGCGGAUAUUAAUGGCAACAAUGUUGAACGAGGCAUGAGUCCGUUACAAGUUGCAAUUGAGAAUUACGACUUACAGACAGUGAAGUUCUUAAUUGAAAGAGGAGCGGAUAUUAAUGACAGCAAUUUUGAACGAGGCAUAAGUCCGUUACGACUUGCAAUUGAGAAAAACGACUUACAGAGAGUGAAGUUCUUAAUUGAAAGUGGCGCUGAUAUUAAUGUUCGCAGCUUCAAAAAUGAAACUGCUAUUCACUUCGCUGCUCAAGCUGAUAAUGUAGACCUUAUGACGUUAUUAGUAGAUAAAGGAAUGUCUGUCAACGAAACGUGUACUCGCGGCGAAACUCCGCUACACGAAGCAGCUCGCCAUGGUAAUCUGAGAGCAACAGAUUUUCUAGUCGAAAGAGGCGCUGAUAUUAAUGUUCGCAGCUUCAAAAAUGAAACUGCUCUUCACUUCGCUGCUAAAGCUGAUAAUGUAGAUAUUAUGACGUUAUUAGUAGAUAAAGGAAUGUCUGUCAACGAGACGAGUACACGCGGCAAAACUCCGCUACAGAAAGCAGCUCGCCAUGGUAAUCUGAGAGCAACAGAAUUUCUAGUCGAAAGAGGCGCUGAUAUUAAUGUUCACAGCUUAAAAAAUGAAACUGCUCUUCACUUCGCUGCUAAAGCUGAUAAUGUGAACCUUAUGACGUUAUUAGUAGAUAAAGGAUUGUCUGUCAACGAAACGAGUACACGCAGCAAAACUCCGCUACACAAAGCAGUUCGCUAUGGUAAUGUGUGUGCAAUAGAAUUUCUAGUCAAAGGAGGCGCUGAUUUAGAGAUAGCUAACAAUAUUGGCCGGACUCCGCUGAUGGUGGCUGCAUAUGAUGGCUAUCCAGAAAUAGUUCGUUAUCUUGCAAUGAAUGGAGCAGACGUAAAUUCUUGCACCAAUGAUGUAAUUGCUUUGCACUUGGCAACUAUAGCGGAACAUUUGGACGUGAUGUGUAUCUUACUGGAUCAUGGUGCGGAUAUUAAUGGUAGCAAUGUUGAACGAGGCGCGAGUCCGAUACAAGUUGCAAUUAAGCAUAACGACUUACAGACAGUGAAGUAAAAUGUAUAAAAUGUUUAAAUUUG